AUGGCGAGCUCGCUCAAUGCGAAGCAGGAGAGGCAGAUCUUGAAACUCAUGCAGGGAGGCUGCUCUAACCUGGACAUCAUGAACCACCCGAGCACAGAGGAUAUUGAGGUGACCCUCGAGCAGCUCCAGCGCAUGAGAGAGUUGUCGGGCCUUGAGGACGAGGAAGGGAAGUCGCGCAGGGGGAGGAGAGGAGAGGAACCUGAAGCUACGCGCGUGAGCGAGGUUGAGACUUCCUUGGUUCAUCGAGCUCCUCCCAAGGUCUACGCCAAGAUUCACUACAAGGACGAAGAGGGGCCGCUGGUGCUGAAGCGAGAGAGAAGCAUCGCUGCCUCCUCCUCUGCCCGAUACACGUCCUCCUUUCUCAUGUCCUUCAGUCAGCAGCUCGGUCCUCUUCAGGGGAUGCACACUCUUGUGGGGGUGGGCCUCUACUUCAUCGUCCUGUACCUGCUCCUCCUUCUCUGUGCGCACCUGGUCUUGGCCCUUGCUAGUUGGAUCCUCUCUCACAAGCUCCUCUCCCUCUUUCUGACAGCCUCUUGCUGCUACGCGUAUGCCGUGCAGGUCAACGGGGAGCCGCUGACGCUGUCGGAGGCGACACGAGACAAGGUCAGGUCCUCCCUCCUGCUGCUCGUCGCCAUGGCCUGCGAGAGGAGCGCGAAGAUGCUCGCAGUGGCACGAGUGAUGCUGCAGGGGGGCGAUGAAGGCAAACCAGUGGCAUCGAGCUUGCGACAAGCGAGCGAACGAUCAAGUGAAGCUGCUCACGCGGCGUCAUAG
This is a messenger RNA of Guillardia theta CCMP2712, 771 nucleotides long. RefSeq lists its product as hypothetical. The transcript has a single exon. The coding region runs from base 1 to 771 and encodes 256 amino acids. NCBI's taxonomy places the organism in Eukaryota, Cryptophyceae, Pyrenomonadales, Geminigeraceae. The record is from RefSeq and is a predicted model, not a curated record.